Molecule: messenger RNA, 796 nt
Organism: Nyctereutes procyonoides (raccoon dog)
Lineage: Eukaryota; Metazoa; Chordata; Mammalia; Carnivora; Canidae
Product: pantothenate kinase 2, mitochondrial-like
Exons: 3
Coding region: 93-722 (209 amino acids)
Biological process (GO): coenzyme A biosynthetic process
Cellular component (GO): nucleus; cytosol
Molecular function (GO): ATP binding; pantothenate kinase activity
Source: RefSeq, a predicted model, not a curated record
UGCGCUUCUGCUUGGGCUGGGCUGCCGCGGAGGAGGCGACGAGGGGCUCGGCGCUGGGGGCCUGGCUCGGGCGGCAGCGGUGGCUGCUGCGGAUGGGAGCGGGCCGGCUCGGCAUGGCCAUGGAGCGCCACGGCAGAGCGGCCGACGCCUCCGCCUCGUCGGCGGGGGAGCCGGCGCCCGAAGGGCCUGAUGGGCGGCGGCGGGAGCUGCUGCGGCGCCGGGCGAGCAGCGCGUCGGAGCCCCCCGUCGGCGCCUCGGCCUCGGCGGAGGGCGUUCGGCGAAGCCGGCCUGGCUCCUACAGCGGCGCCCCCUCGGUCUCCCGCCAGCGCGUCGAAAGCCUUAGGAAGAAGCGGCAGCUUUUUCCAUGGUUUGGCUUGGAUAUUGGUGGAACCCUGGUCAAGCUGGUUUAUUUUGAACCCAAAGACAUCACUGCUGAAGAAGAGGAGGAAGAGGUGGAAAGUCUUAAAAGCAUUCGGAAGUACCUGACCUCCAAUGUGGCUUAUGGGUCCACAGGUAUUCGGGAUGUGCACCUGGAACUGAAGGACCUGACUCUGUGUGGACGCAAGGGCAAUCUGCACUUUAUACGCUUUCCCACUCAUGACAUGCCUGCUUUUAUUCAGAUGGGCAGAGAUAAAAACUUCUCAAGUCUCCACACUGUCUUUUGUGCCACUGGAGGUGGAGCAUACAAAUUUGAGCAGGAUUUUCUCACAGUUUACUAUUAAAAAAAAAAAACAAAAAAACAAAGAACUGGUCCACAGGAGUGGCAUUUUGGUCUUAGGGCUUGUUGGAAAUAGUU